AUGUUUCCAUCUCAAACUACAGAUUUCUAAGUCCAAAACAUCUUACCUUUUCCUCUUACAAAAAAAUGGCUACUUACAGGCAUUGCUUCAUCCUGUCCUUGGUUGCAGCACUAUCACUUUCAGUCAUAGAUGUGAGUUCUGGAGCUCGCCACUUGCUGCAAACUUCAGCACCAGCACUGCCAACUAUUCCAGCCUUGCCUAAGGUUUCGUUGCCCCCAAUGCCUGCAGUGCCAACGCUUCCAAAAGUAGCAUUACCGCCAUUGCCAACGACUCCUCUGCCUACGCUACCAACUAUUCCAACACUUCCCACAAUGCCUACUACAGUUCCCAAGAUGGUAUUACCUCCUCUGCCAGCAUCAUUGCCAACCAUUCCAACGACGCUGCCUUCUUUCCCAAACAUUAACAUCCCUACAACAUUCCCAUCCAUUCCUUUCUUCACUCCACCGCCAUCCACUACUAGCCCUUAAGUUCAAAAUUUGUUUAAAAAACACUGCUUCAGAUGAGCUUGUAUUGAUUUUAUGAGUUUUAUUUUAUGACCAGAACUUUUGAAACCUCUUGUGGUUUCAUGACAUUUCUGUUUCUGCAUUACUAUGUCUCUGUAUCCUUUUCUGUUGUAUUAAUGUUUCUACUGGAUUAUUAUUUGUCUGUAUACUGUAUAGUGGUAAUUGAUGGUCUUCUUAUUCUUCAAUAUAUAUAGGAACCAAUCUAUGACAGUACAAAUGAUGAGGAAUCAAUAUCAGAAGAGGUUCUUAUAAAAUAAUUUAGCUGCAAAUCUUUAAAGACCUGAUUCCUGCGAUGCUCUAGUGACAUUAUAAUGCAUAGAGAUGAUUAACGGACGAUGAUAAAUGGUUGAUUAUAACAGUUUGUGCAGACUCUUCAGUGCAAACUAGCACGUCGGACACCUGCAUAAUCUGCAAGGUAACAAGGAUACGACUCACAAAACCUCGACAAUGAAAAGUGUAUCACUAAGCGGCAACAAAACUUAUAGACAAUUCAGAAGAGAUGGCGGACAAAAGGGUUGCACUUGUUACUGGGGCAAACAAAGGAAUUGGAUUUGAGACAUGUCGGAAACUGGCAGCUAAUGAUAUCACAGUUAUAUUAACUGCAAGAAACGAGAAAAAUGGUUCUGUAGCUGUUGAAAAGCUUAAAGCAUCAGGCCUUUCGGAUGUGGUUUUCCAUCCUCUAGAUGUCAAAGAGCCAGCAAGUAUUGCUUCGAUGGCUAAAUUCGUAGAGACCAACUACAAGAAACUUGAUAUUCUUAUCAAUAAUGCAGGGGAAAAUGGAAAUGCAGUAAACUUAGAAGCACUCCCAAGCAUUAUUAAUGGCGGGAUGCUACAGGUAUUCGAUGAGAAUGUUGACAAGGUGAAAGAAGUUUCAACAGAGACAUAUGAGAUGGCAGUACAGUGUCUCAGAACAAAUUACUACGGAACCAAAAGAGUGACAGAAGCACUGCUUCCUCUUCUUCAGCUCUCCAAAUCCGCAAGAGUAGUGAAUGUCACAUCUUUUUUCGGACAACUACAGUUUUUCUACAAUAAAAAGUUUAAAGCAGAGAUGAGUGAUGUCGAAAACCUGUCAGAAGAGAAGAUAGAUGGAAUACUGCAGUGGUUUUUGAAAGACUUUGAAGAAGAUAAGCUUAAGGCUAACGGUUGGCCACUAACAGUAGCUGCCUACAAAGUUUCUAAAGCUGCUAUUAUUGCUUACACAAGAAUCAUGGGCAAGAAAUACCCGAAUAUCCUGAUCAAUUGUGUGCACCCGGGAUAUGUUAGAACAGACAUGUCUUACAGGACAGGACCCUUAACUCCCGAAGAGGGUGCUAGAGCUCCUGUGAUGGUGGCUAUGUUGCCUGACGAUGGUCCUUCAGGCCGCUACUUCUAUGAGAUGCAAGAAUCUACGACGUUCUAAAUCAUGCAACUUCACAAUUGUAAAAUCCUGAUGCGUUGUUAUCUUACACAGAGUUUGUACUAAUUCAGUGUAUUUAAUAAUCAAAUGUAGUAUUCAGCUUUACUUGACAUAAUUUUCACUGGACUAUCAUAUCUCUCG
Molecule: messenger RNA, 2040 nt
Organism: Daucus carota subsp. sativus
Lineage: Eukaryota; Viridiplantae; Streptophyta; Magnoliopsida; Apiales; Apiaceae
Product: (+)-neomenthol dehydrogenase
Exons: 6
Coding region: 1003-1902 (299 amino acids)
Cellular component (GO): membrane
Molecular function (GO): oxidoreductase activity, acting on the CH-OH group of donors, NAD or NADP as acceptor
Source: RefSeq, a predicted model, not a curated record